AUGAAGCCCAAGACUAUCACGACAGUCCUCGCCAUGGGCGACAGGGGCAAAACCCAAGUCCAGUGCGACAAUGCCAGCGUGGAGGGCAGAGCUACGGACUCUGUCGUCAGCGAGAGUCACAGACCCAAGCUCACGGACAUCAAGUUCAUCAUGAUCCUCGUCGGCUUCGGAAUGGCCUUUGUCGGCUCGCAGAUCCAACCGCUUCUCUUCGCCGCCAUCAUCCCCCGAGUGUCUGCAGACUUUGGUGCUUCUGACUUGCUGGUUUGGUUCUUCUGCACUCAGCAAAUCGCCACCGGUGUCAUUGCGCCCUUUGCAGGGUCGCUGGCAGACUUGUUCGGCCGGAAGACGAUAACAAUCGCCGGUGUUCUGUCCUCGAUGGUCGGCAUGAUCCUGGCUGCUGCGACCCCCAAUGCAGCUGGAUACCUCGCCGGACAGGCCUUUACAGGAAUCGGCAUCGCAGUGCAGGAACUCAUGGCCAUUGCAGCAAUUGUGGAAAUCGUCCCAACCAUGCACAGGGGAUACUACAUCGCCAUCAUCGUGACGAGCUUCUUCCCCUUCGCUCCAGGCUCACUCUAUGGAGCCCUAAUCGCCCAGUCCAACUGGCGAUACUGCGCGUGUCUCAUUGCAGUCUGGAACUUCAUCACCGCAGUUAUCAUCGGCGUCUUCUACAACCCGCCCCCAAUGGCAUUAAAGAACGCCUCAGGCCUGACGUGGAAGCAAAAGGUCAAACGGAUCGACUUCCUCGGCGGGCUCAUCAUGACCUGCGGCCUCAUCCUCCUCCUCAUGGGCAUCAACUGGGGCGGCCAGCAGUACCCCUGGAACUCCGGCCGGGUGAUUUCAUUCCUAACCCUUGGAAUCGCCCUGCUCCUUGCCUUUCUGGCAUAUGAGAAAUUCUUCGCUCCUUAUCCAAUGUUCCCUGGUUCGCUACUACAGCAUCCGCGCACAUUCACGGCGUUGAUGAUCGUCAUCCUCCUUGCGGGAAUCAACUACGUGUCUAUCCUGAUCUUCUGGGUCCUGGAAGCUGUUAGCAUCUACAACUCAGAUCAAACAGAGCUCGGUAUCAGAACCCUGCCCUACGGCUUCUGUAUCGCCGGCGGCGCCAUAAUCUCAGCAAUCAUGGUCUCCCAGUUCAAAGGCCACCUCCGCACCAUCAUGACCUCCUUCUGCAUCAUCCAAGUCGUCGGAAUCGGCAGCAUGGCCGCCCUAAACCCGCACGCCAUCUCAACAGCCUGGGCGCCCCUAAUCUUCAGCCUCCUCGGCAUCGGCGGCGUCCUAAUCCCAAACCAAAUCAUCAUCACAGUCAUCUGCCCGGACUCGCUCAUCGCAACGGCAACCUGUCUCACGGCCUGUCUCCGCGCCGUCGGCCAGGUCAUCGGGACGAGUAUCUUCUACACCCAGUUCACGGCCGCCCUGACGGCGAAUACAUACGACACUGUUGUCCCUGUCGCGUUGCGGGUUGGGCUGUACGAUUUCGAGACGCUGGGGAGUAUGAUGCCUGCGCUUGUGGCGACGCCGUGGAAGGAGUGGAUUGUGAGUUCUGGCGUUGGGGAGAUGGUGAGUAGUCCGGAGGGAUUGGGGAUGCUGCAUGAUGCGGUGGUGGAGGCGUUUGCGGGGGCGUUUGCGAGGGUCUGGUAUAUCUCGAUUGCGUUUGGGGUUUCGGCUGUGGUGGCGAGUUGCUUUAUUGAGGAUUUGACGGCGUUGAUGGAUGGGCAUGUUGCUGUGCAUUAUUUUUAG
This is a messenger RNA of Aspergillus puulaauensis, 1734 nucleotides long. RefSeq lists its product as uncharacterized. The transcript is spliced from 3 exons. The record is from RefSeq and is a predicted model, not a curated record. Gene Ontology annotation, biological process: transmembrane transport. The coding region runs from base 1 to 1734 and encodes 577 amino acids. Lineage: Eukaryota; Fungi; Ascomycota; Eurotiomycetes; Eurotiales; Aspergillaceae. Gene Ontology annotation, molecular function: transmembrane transporter activity.